Messenger RNA from Caenorhabditis auriculariae, 5018 nucleotides. Lineage: Eukaryota; Metazoa; Nematoda; Chromadorea; Rhabditida; Rhabditidae. The record is from the annotation of a GenBank genome assembly.
AUGAAGUUGGAAUUAGGUCAAAGCGUAGUGAGAGCCAACGGCAAUGGGGAAAUUUCAAGGAAACGCGGCGAAAAUUUGAGAAUAACAGUAGCAGCUAAUCAAGUUCGUCGAAAACUGAUGUUUGCUGAAAUUGAAAAGAAUUUCAGGGAGGAAGAAAAUAUAUGGAAGACCGCGUCCACAUACACACAGAACGAAACUCUGACAGAAGUUUGAAAUAUACUUUCUUGGGAGUUUUCGACGGUCACGGAGGCGAUGAAGCCAGCGAUUAUGUCAGAAAUAAUCUUCUCAAGAAUAUAACAGUGAGAAACAUUCAGAAUAUUCAUAUUUCCUUAUCUAUUUAGGAGAAUCCGAAAUUCCAUUCUAGCAAUGAUGAAAUGAUUCUACAAGCUAUUCGUGAAGGUUUCCUCAGCACACACGAAGGAAUGAAAGAAGUUGCAGGUCAAGCUCAAUCGUCUUUUUUUGUAAAUUCUCUAUCUUUUCAGAUGAUUGGCCUUUCACAGCUUCUGGGUACCCCUCAACGGCUGGUACAACGGUUAGCUGCAUUUUUAUCAAAAAUGGUAAACUCUACUCGGGUCACGUCGGAGAUUCAGCUAUUUUUCUCGGAAAGAGAGGUGCAACCGGAAUCGAACCUCUUUUCUUCAAUAUUAGCUGAUUACAGGCCUAGAUGGCGAGACAAUUAUAGUACGAAAAAUGACAAUAGACCACAAACCGGAGAACGAUUUGGAGUAUGAGCGAAUACGUGUCGCUGGCGGAAGAGUGAGUUGCUUUUCUUUGGACUGAAUUUCAGUUUUCUGUGCUUACUGCGCAUUAUCAUAUAAAUGAAAAUAAAUCCAAAAUGUGAACCUCUAUAGAAAAGUUGUUCUUGUUCUUUUUUAAAUGAAGAUAUCCCCAAGUCUUAACGACUUCGAUUAUCCUCAAAGCUUUAAGAACUUGGGAAAUAAUUUUAGGUAGUCGUGAAAAGUGGUGUUGCGCGUGUUAUUUGGCGUCGAGCCGUGAAAGGUCAACACCUGGGGCUGCAGAGAAGAAGCACGACCACGGAAGAAAUUCCUUUUUUGUCCGUUGCCAGAAGUUUAGGUUUGCUUUUAUCAAUAAAUGUUUGUAUUUAUCUAAGAUUUAAGGUGACUUGUGGUCAUUUUGCGAAGAUACGCAAGAGUAUAUAGUUUCGCCUGAUCCUGACCUCGAUGUCUGCGAGAUUGAAGGUUUUUCAUGAAUUCACUCAUCAAUUUUACUCAUUGACUUUUUUCUCUAGUUAUUCAAUCAUUGGUUGCUUAAUGUUUAAGAGUUAUAGGGUUAAUUUUCAUUUUUUAUCAUUUUUCAUACACUCUCAUUAGGUUUUUUUAUGUGAAAAAUCUUUCAAAAUUGGUAGAUGACGACGUCUGUAUCGUCCUUGCCUCUGACGGCCUCACCAACGUCAUGACAGCGUCUCAAGUCGUAGCCGUCGUUGAAGAAGAGGAGCGAGUCAGCGUAAAUCUCCAGUUUAUCGACAACAACCUCAAGAAUUACAAUUACAGAGAAGAGUAAAAGCGAAUUCGAAUCACGCUCGCGCUCUGCUCAAAAGUGCUUUGGACCGCUGGAGAUCUCUACGAGCGGAUAACAUUACGGUCGCUGCGGUAAUGACUUUAUUCGCUUUUUUGUUGUGAAAUGCGUUUUCAGGUGAUGAUCGAUCAGGAGGAGUUGAAACUGAACGAAUCGCAGCUGUACGCGAAGCUGGGACAGUACGCCGAAGUGCACAAUCUGUUCACAGAGAAGCAAGACGCCAUGUUGCAAGUGACGCCGACUUCGAACUCCGCCUGGGAAACACUCCGCACUCCGAUUCUUUACACCGGGUCCAAAGACCCCAAGUUCUGCAGUAAGUUCCUUUCUUAUCUUUUUUAUUGGAUCUCUUCAAAAUUAUUUGCUUUCUUAACAACUUCAUCUAUAAGCAAAAUAAGAAGAGAAAAGAAAUUUCAUAAGGAAACCUUUAAUAAAUGAAAUAUCUCGACCUUUAUCAACCCAUCUCGGUUUUUUUUCCCGGUCUAUUUUAUCACCGGCUUCCCUGAUGUAAAGUAACUAAAAAUUCAACAAAGAAGAAUAAAAAAACAGCUCAACAAAGUUUAAUUUGGUGAAUUCGCAAAAUGAAUGGAGCUCAAUAGAUUAUUUCUGAAAAAUGAACAUGGAAACAUUUUCGCGAUGUGCUAAGGAAAUUAUAACUUGUUCCCAGAGGAGCAAAUUUGAGUAUUAAAACUUUGCAGAAGUUUCCUACCGAGGUCCUGGAUUCCGAACUCACGAGCAGGAGCUUCACGAGGAGGAAAAACAUCUUCGACUUCAGCCUUCACCGGUUUCUCAAGACAAAGGCCUUUCAAAACAUAAUGAGUCAUUGAAGAGCGGUGGAUUCGAACUUGUUGAAGACGGUGUCAUCGGCUCGGAAGAGAUCCAGGACGACGCUGACAUUUUGUUCACGAUGGAAGACGGCGAAGAUCGGGCGCUGAACAGAAUCCUGCGCGAAAAGACGCCUCCGUUGUCGCGUCGAAGAGAAUCUGUACGCUUUUCAUUUCGCAGCUCGAAAUAAUCAUUUUUUUUAAAGGGCGGCGAUUGUAAUAGAAAAGAACCGGAAUUGAGAAACGUCUUGGCUGGAAGAGCUCUCAAUCCCAUGGAAAAUCUUGACGUUAGUUGUUUACUAUUAUUUAUUGCUAGAAGUUUCAAAAAAAGGAUUAUACCAUUAUUUUUUCCAUCGCUGACUUGAGGUGAAUUUAUUGAAACAUAUCCUUCAAUUCCAUGCAGAAUCCCACAAAUCUCCUUUGUAGUUCAGCUAUUGAGGCAUUUUGGAGUCAUUAUUUUCUUACUAUUAUUUUUUUGUGAUAAUUUUAUUCGAAGUCCUGAUUGGUUUUCGCAUUUUUCAAUAGCCGUUGGAUUAAACCAGGAACACAGUUUAAGUUUUUUGAAUGUUACGGAAAGAUUUGUUUUUUCUACAAUAGUUCUAUGAAUUUUCUCGACAAACCAAAUGUAGUCGGAGGUCAACAAGGAUCUGCGCUUCUCUGUUUUUUGAUUUUGCUGGUUUUCAUAAUUCUUUUUUUUAAUUGUUUGAAAGAGCAAGUAAUCAUAAAGUAAUCAUAAAAACCUCCCCAGCUUUUGUCUUCCAUGAACCAGCUCUCACUCUGACCUUCCAGACCUCUGUCGCUAGUUCUUUGGAUGAAAGUGAUGAAGAAGACAAUCUGUUAAAUUCUGCGCCUUCACAAAGGUCUCAGCGAAAGAAAACUUCUCCCAGAACCCCGAAAACUUGUGCGAUUCUCCAGGUUUCUUGCCUUUUUGAGCUCUAUCAAAGGGUUACUUUUUCAUCAGAAGCCUCGACUGAGAACUCCCAAAAUGAGCGCGAACCUGGAGGAUUCGGAGCGGCGAGUGACCCGAAGCGCCGCUGCGGCCAUCGCCCAGGUCGUCGUCACCUCCAAUGCGAAAAACGGCUUUGUUGUCCAGUACCAAGCGGCCAGAUCCACGGUUUCCAUCGGUGCAUUUCGUAUCUUUUAAAAAGAGUAUUCAGGUUUGUCUUCCGCCGUCACCUACGACGCCUACUCGUGCAGCCACCAACCCAGAAUAUGGCAUUAUCACACGGUAAAAAAAUAUAGAAAUGGCGGGAAGUCUUGAUUAGUUUUAAACUUUCUGUAAACAGUUAACCGAAUAAGCAAAAAGUUCUAUUAGAAACACAUGAAAAAAAAAUAUGCGUUGGGGCGUAAACUAAAAGUCUAUUUAAAGAGCAGAACUUAGCAAGUUGAAAAAUAUCCGUGAACAGUUUCAAAGAUAUCUCCCAUUUAAAAAAACUAUUUUAGUUCUCAAAAUUUUGCGGACAAAUUCAAACUUUGUCUCUUCUGCCUUCACACAUUAUCCUAAAUGUACAUUCUCUUUCCAAAUCAAUUUCAAAGAUUUGAAUCGAACCGCUAUCCUCGAUGAAAAUUAAUCUCAACAGUUACUUUCUCGUGAGAUUUGUACUUUCAGCUCACGCGAUAGGUCAACGAGGCCCAAUACUGUUUUCCCUGAAGAUUCGUCCGUCAACGUUACUCCAAAAUCUAUCUGGUCUUUCAAAAACCUUCCUAUAUAAUUCAUGAUCCGAUGAUUCCAGUCGGAAACGUAAGAGAUCCGCUGACGACGACGGAAAAUCGACUGGCGUGACUCCUCUGGUCCGAAAUAUGUCAUUGGGACGGGAAGAAGGGCCGACAGUCGUCUCGAGAAGCGCCAGUGCGCCUUCGACCCCUUCCAAGAUUUCUAAGGUUUUCCCUUUCUUUCAAUUUUGAAAUCUUGCCGGAUAACUUUCUUUCUCGGUCGUUUUUGCAUAUCUGUAAAUUCGAAAGUCUUUUUCAAUUUCGAAGAUUGUUUUUUUAUUGUCCCAAAAAAACACCUUUUUAUAAAGAAAUAACCAUUCUUUCAUUGAGUAUCGAACUUUUUGAUAUCGAAUUUUACAGAUAUAUUCGAUUUUUCGUUUUUCCUAUUUCCAACGUUUUUAAAAACUAACCAAUUAUCAGAAGAAUUUCCUAAAAAUCAAUCCGAAUGAAACGAAUGAAAAUUCAAAAAGCGCACUUUUCUUCAGGAAGAACAGUCAAAUAUUCACAUUUUAGUUUAUAAUUACAAAAUCUUGUGCAAGCAUAUGAUGGUUUCUUGCAAAAAAAGGUCCAUUCUGCUAUUUUCAGAACAAAAAUUUAGCAAAAGUUUAGAAGAAUAGUUGACAAAAGUCAAAAAGAGUUUGACUUUAAAAAGCAAUCAGAAGUUUAGAAGUUUAACUACAAAAGUUCAGUGCCAUUGUGAAAAAAGAUUGUUACCUAUAACUACUCCAUACUCUUUAGAACCAAAAUCAACAGGGGAUAUAGAGCCUAACGAUGUGAACUCAGGAACAAGAGCUCGCGGUUGACGACAAAGUUCGUGCCAGUAAAUGGUCGUUGUCGAAGCUGGACGAGAUGGCGGAAGCGUCGAGGAACGUCGUCGAGCCGCCGUCCAAAAUACGCCGAAUCUACGGGUUCAUGCGUCGCCUCGUCGGACUCCCCGACACGAAAUAA